UGGGCUUUCCAUUCCUCUCUUCCAUUUUAUUCGAAGUUUCGAUUUUGCUUUGUUCUGUGUCGGAUUUGAUUUAGGGUUUCCAAGAUAUUGGAGGCCAUGGAGAAGGAACUGCUGGAGGCGUUCAAAGACGUCACAAAGGCCUCCGACGCCGCGAAAUCGGGUGACUGUGGCGCCGAGGAAAGUCGGUGCCUUGAGGCCUCGGACCGCCUCAAGAAUUUUCCCAUCUCUUAUAAACUCCUCGUCUCAACCCAAGUUGGGAAGCGUCUUAGGAAUCUCACGAAACAUCCUAGGAAGAAAAUCCAGACUUUUGCGCUUGGCCUGAUGGAGGUGUGGAAAAAGAUCGUCAUCGACGAAACAACGAAAAACAACGUGAAGAAUGGCCAGCAUGAUAGGAAAGAUUGUCCUGUAAAGCGUGAGGCUUCGGCUCCCGACAGCCCCAGGCCUCAGAAGAUUCAGAAAUCAGGAGCUGUGAAGAUGGAGAGGGUCCCCAGGGCUGAAAAGUUUGAGAAAGCUUCCUCACCGGAGAAUGUCAACCUUGAAAAGGUAACCGGAGAAGUGAAAAAGAAACAUGUGUCCGGUCCCCCAAAGUUGACAUCUAUGCCGAAGUCUAAUGAUCAAGCAAGGGACAAAGUAAGGGGAUUCCUGCAUGAGGCAUUGUCCAAGGUUGCCCAGGAGUCCGGGGAAAAUGAAAGAUUUGCGAAGUUGGUGAAUGCAUGCGACCCUAUCAGAGUUGCUGUUACAGUGGAGUCUGUGCUGUUUGGGAGCUGGGGUGGUUCCAAUGGGUCUCAAAAACAUAAGUACAGAUCACUAAUUUUUAACCUCAGGGACCAAAAUAACCCAGACUUUCGCAGAAAAGUUCUUAUGGGAGAUAUCAAGGCAGAGAGGCUGGUAGACAUGUCCACAGCUGAAAUGGCCAGUGAUGAGAGGCAACUAUAGAUUGA
This is a messenger RNA of Argentina anserina (silverweed cinquefoil), 941 nucleotides long. RefSeq names its product transcription elongation factor TFIIS-like. Gene Ontology annotation, cellular component: nucleus. The record is from RefSeq and is a predicted model, not a curated record. The coding region runs from base 97 to 936 and encodes 279 amino acids. The transcript has a single exon. Gene Ontology annotation, biological process: DNA-templated transcription. NCBI's taxonomy places the organism in Eukaryota, Viridiplantae, Streptophyta, Magnoliopsida, Rosales, Rosaceae.